This is a messenger RNA of Mesorhabditis belari, 1125 nucleotides long. Lineage: Eukaryota; Metazoa; Nematoda; Chromadorea; Rhabditida; Rhabditidae. The record is from the annotation of a GenBank genome assembly.
AUGCAACACGAGGAUCCAAUUCAAGCUUGCCUGAACUCCUUUGCCGACGCUGUGGCAUCAAAGGGACUCCUCAAAAGUUGUGUGACGGGAUUUGGGCAGAAAUACGUACUGUAUGGGAUUCAAUCGGUGAAUCGAGGGGAUUCUGGAUAUGAGUUGUGGAUGGUUACUGCCAACGCUCGGAACAUUGAAGUGCGUUCACACCCAAUGAAGUUAUCAACUGAGUCGAUGGAUCGAAUGCAGAUCUUGGCUCAAAUGGAUGCGUGUCAGAAACAUUUCGCUUCCUAUCCACCACCCAGCUUGUCUCAUCCUCCACCAUUCUGUGUGAUUCCAGUGAACGCUGAGCUGACCUCCUUAUCAAUGGUCGAUUUAUUCAAUGACAUGGAAAGCCUUUUACCUGGAGAUGAAGUCUUCGUGACCAACUACUUGACCGAUGGACGUAUUUGGUAUCAUUCUGGGAUCCACAUCGGUGGCGGGUUUUUCUGUCACUUUGUUCCAACAAACGGUUUCAAUGAAACUGAUCUCAACAACGGUAAAACGGUUCCCGGUGUGGUUGAAUGUGUUACGGCGCAAGGAUUUUACGAGGCUGUUCCAUCAAAGAUCCGUCGUCAAGCUUUCCGUGUCACUCAUCCCAUACUGGUUCGCGAGGGUUUGACGAUUGUCGACCAAGCAAAGCGAUUUGUUGAUGAAAAGGUUUUCAAUGAUUACAACUAUGUCAAUCGCAACUGCCAACAUUUCUCAUCACGUUGUUCAUACGACCGCGAGUUCAGCUACAAUACCGACAAGCUCUUCUCUUCCAACGAGCAUGCCUCUUCGCAAAAAGUUGCGACAGUUGGCGUGACGCCAAUUGUUCGUCCGGGUUUUGUUGCAACUGAAGGCUGCCGACAGAAUGUUGUCGGAGUUGCCAAAGUCGCACCAAUGGUUCGUCCGAAUUCUGUUGCAACGGAAAACUGCUUCGAUUCGCCGGUUAAAGAAAAUCAACAUAAGACCAGUAUUGACAACUACGUAGAAGAGCACUAUUGUGGGGGACCUAUGGCUGAGUUUCAACACGAAAAUAGACCGUCAAAUCUGGUCGCCAAGUAUUGUACUUCCUUUGAAAUGGAUGAUUCUGAAUAUUAUAUUCCUAUG